Molecule: messenger RNA, 1115 nt
Organism: Drosophila elegans
Lineage: Eukaryota; Metazoa; Arthropoda; Insecta; Diptera; Drosophilidae
Exons: 2
Coding region: 64-1029 (321 amino acids)
Molecular function (GO): DNA binding
Source: RefSeq, a predicted model, not a curated record
GCAUCUCUAAAUACUGGUUCCUCAAGAUAUCGCUUCGGAACUUAUUAAACCAGAAAACCGAACAUGAAGAGAAAAACAAGCGAGAUUUGGGGCUUUUUCCGGGCCGUGGACGACACGUUUGCGCUCUGCAACAUCUGCAAGGCGAAGCUGUCGUACAAGACGACCACCACAAAUUUGAGUAAGCACAUGAACAGGAUGCAUCCCACGACGGUCCUGCAAAACAACAAGUACAAAAUCCAGGGCCAACGAAGUUUUGCCAUGGACAGGAACAAGGGAAAGCCUCGGAACGCGACGCAGGAGAUGAUUAUCCUGGAGUUCGUCAAGAAGCAUCCGCGGCUGCUGCAGAACCCGACCUGGGAGACCAGGAGUGAUCUGGAGUUACUGUGGGAACAGCUGACCUCCGAUCUCAAUCGCCACGGGCCGCCGCGAAAGGAUGUGGCCACCUGGAAAAGGGCCCUAAAGGACUGGAAGAGGUUCAUCCUGAAGAAGGUGGAGAAGAAUGAGUUGCACAACGUACCCUUCGGCACCAGUCUCAGUUCGUCGGAGGAGACAAUAGCCACCUUGUGCCGCCUAAACGAGGAUGUUAGUCAAAUAAUCAUGAAGGUUUCCGACGAUGAAAUGCACGAUAAUUCCACCAACGAGUUCGACGUGGACGAUGUGGAAGACGUGGUCCCCGAAGACGAUUGUGCCGCUCUUCAGACCUCCGCCGAGUACGUUUACGAACCGGAGGAGAGCAAAGUGGACAUAGACCCCCUUUAUCUGCAGUCGAGCAAGAGGGCGGCAUUGGCCAGCAGUCGGGUCACGGAGGAGGAUGCGACGUUGCUGGAGAAGAUCAGCAAUAACAUUGGCAUGGUCCACGACGCAGCCAGCAGCGCUCAUCUCGCUCUCAAUGAGUUUUUCGUCCUGUACAAACAGAAGCUGUACGAGGACAAGCGUCACCACCUCGCCAUAGAGCAACUGAUGGCCGAGAAAAUAGAAAUAAAGAAGAAACUCCUGGAAAUCGAACAACGAAAGUUGUCGCUGAAAUGACGGGACUCACUUACUUACGCAAUAAAGUAAUAACAAAGGUAGUUUUAAUAACCUUAUCAUUAAAUAAACUAAGUAUUUCAUUAAAA